Aquila chrysaetos chrysaetos is the source of this 906-nucleotide messenger RNA. Its product is annotated as basic proline-rich protein-like. The record is from RefSeq and is a predicted model, not a curated record. Bases 1 to 906 code for a protein of 301 amino acids. The transcript has a single exon. Lineage: Eukaryota; Metazoa; Chordata; Aves; Accipitriformes; Accipitridae.
AUGCCUCUUCUCGCCUUUGGUGAGAGCGGCUCCCGCGGGGGAGGCUGCGGGCUCGCCUCUGCCCCGGGUCCCGGCAGGCGCCUGGCCGCGGCAGGUACCUCCACGUCCCGCGGGGCUCUGCCGCCCGCCCCUCCGAAAUCAUGGCAUCCCUCGCUGCCAGGGCCGACCAGAAACCCGCCGCGUCGCCUGGAAGGACCGUCGUCCGGGGAUAACGUGUACGAAAGAUGCCGGGGGGAGGGGGCUCUCCCGCCGCCGCCCCCGGGGUGCACGCCGGGGAGCUGCUGUCCGGGAGGCUGGGGAGGGAAGAGAGAGUCCGGGGCUCCCCAGGAGCAGCGCCAGGUGAACCUCCCCGAUGCAGGUUACUCACAGCGCUGCGAUCCUCCCCCGCCCGCCCAGCCGCUUCCUUCCUUCUCACACCCGGGCAGGUCGGAGGGACGGGGCUGGGACCGGGCCCACGCCGGCCCCGGUCCCCUUGCAAAGGGCCCCCUCCUCUCCGCUCGCCGGCGGAGCCCUCUGUACCCUGGCACGGCCGGCUCUGCGCGACGUGCCGCGGCCCGGCGCCCCCCCCCCCCCCCGGGACAGGGAGCGCCCGGUGUGCGGGGGCGGGGGCGCGGGCAGGCAGCCCGGACCCCGCAGGAGCUCAGGGAGACGCGGGUUCCUCCCAUAGCGGGAGAGGCACCUGGAAAGACGCUUUCCCCGCGCAGGGACGGGGUCCGCCCGCCCCGGGCCGGGUCACUUCCCCUGGCUCCUGCAAGGGCGGAGGCUUCUCCGCGCCGUCCCCAGGGCCUGCGACCCCGCCGCCCUCGGGAGUCCCCACGCACAUGCACGGAGCUUGCGGGGGAAGUCAGCCGGCACGUACUUACUGGCCACCUGGAUCCCUCUAACGGUCUCGCAAGUCUCUCCUAA